Pisolithus orientalis is the source of this 1533-nucleotide messenger RNA. RefSeq names its product Rcb2.42. The coding region runs from base 89 to 1324 and encodes 411 amino acids. Gene Ontology annotation, cellular component: membrane. Gene Ontology annotation, molecular function: mating-type a-factor pheromone receptor activity. Lineage: Eukaryota; Fungi; Basidiomycota; Agaricomycetes; Boletales; Pisolithaceae. Gene Ontology annotation, biological process: G protein-coupled receptor signaling pathway. The record is from RefSeq and is a predicted model, not a curated record. The transcript has 5 exons.
CCUUUGUUCGCCUAGUAGGCUCGCAGAAAGCAAGCGGACGCAACAAUGGAUUCCUUGCAACUCUAUAAACGGUCCCCACUAGGGCCUAAUGUCCACCAUUUACUCUCUGCAUUCUGUCAUGCGUGCUGAACUCUCCGUCGGUGCCUUCAUUGCUGCUGGCUUAGUUCUGGUUCCUUUGCCUUGGCAUUGGCGUGCUCGUAACGUUGCGAUGCUUUCCACUAUUGUGUGGUUGCUUGUUUCAAAUAUUAUAUAUGCCGUUGACGCUAUAAUAUGGGCCGGAAAUGUUGCAGAUUCUGCACCGGUUUGGUGCGACAUAACAACCAAGCUGCAGGUCGGCACUAACAUGGCACUUCCGGCAUGCUGCCUAUGUAUUUGCAUCCAUUUAGAACGUAUUGCGUCAGUCCGUCAAGUUCGCACUUCCCAUUCGGACAGGAUCCGGCGCAAGAUUUUCGAUGCUACACUUUGUUGGAUGAUACCCAUCGUCUAUAUGGCCCUUCACUAUGUUGUUCAAGGCCACCGGUUUGAUAUUAUCGAGGACUUCGGUUGCCGCCCGACGGUUUACGUGUCCGUUCCUGCUAUCUUCUUGAUCUGGGUACCACCUAUUACGGCCGCUCUUGCAACCUUCGGGUUUUCAGCCGUUGCCGUUCGGCACUUCUUUCGUCGACGACUUAUGUUUGCGAAGCAUUUGCAGAACUCCAAUUCUGGGUUGACUACUUCGCGUUACUUUCGGCUUAUGAGCAUGGCCGUCGUCCAGAUGUUUUGGAGUUUACUAAUAAUGUCCUUUAACGUGUGGUUCUCGUGCCAGAACGGUUUGCGACCAUGGAUCAGUUGGGAUAACGUUCAUACGGGAUUCUCGCAAAUUGCCUAUUUUCCCACUGUUCUUAUUCCGUCCUCAACGCUAAUUUGGACAUACAUUUUGUGGUGGGCAUUGCCGGCGUCUUCUGUAAUUUUCUUUGUCUUCUUUUCCUUCGGGCAUGACGCCAUGAACGAGUAUCGAGAGUGUUUCUCCUGGGUUCGUCGUGCCGUAUUUUCCCGUAUUCCUGAAGAACAGUUGAAGAACUUGUCACUCCCACGAGGAGGACAUGGUUGCCAGUCUCUAGCAACUCCGCAGAAGUUACGAAUGCAAUUCCAGUGCAAUCGGCGUACCUUCACGGGUUGUUCUGAGAAAGAGAGCACCGCGUACGACCGGGAUUCCGUUGGGAAAGACACCGUGGAAUUAUCGCCUGACUCCCCCACCGACGGUAUUCAUUUCUCAACUCCGCCACUGUCCUUUCAUUUAUCGUCUCCUGGGAAGCAUGAUCAUGAUCAACUCGCAUUCGCAUGAAGUACGUGUAGAUGUGUUGCUUGUCAGAUUUGUAUCCUACCACUGCCGCUCUUUCUUAUGUUUUCCGAAAUGUUCGCAUACCCGCGUUUCGUGCAUGGAUAUCUUGAUUUUUGGAUUUCGCACCCCCGCGUACCGUGUACCACUAUCAUGUAUCCUCUUACGUCGUAACAGAGCAUUGAGACCUCUCCCCAGCCUUGGUCGGGAACUUC